CCACAAGUUCAAAUUUCAAUUACAGCAGGCAGCCUGGAAGCGUAAGGUGAGCAAGAUGAAAAGUCCACUCUUAGACUCGCUGUUCCUGUUUCUAGAGAAAUUAUCAUUGGUUGCCAACUUCAAACUUUUUAGUAUGACAGAUGAGGGUCAGGAAGCUACUUAUUAUCAGGACAUAUCCUAUUUCAAACGCGGAGACUUGUUACAAGUCUCCAGGACCCUAUUUGUUCACUUUGGAAUUUAUUUGGGAAAUAAUAAGGUUGCCCAUUUGAUGCCAGACAUCCUCCCUGCUCUUUCAGACGACAAGUGUCUGACUGAGAAAGUUGUGACCAACAAAAGGCUGAUCCUUGGUGUUCUGGCUAAGGUGGCCAGUAUCAGAGUGGACACAGUGCAGGACUUUGCCUAUGGUGGAAGUAUAGUAGUGAAUCAGAUGGACAGCAGCUUUAAUACAAAGCCCCUUCCUAAUGAAGAAGUGGCCCAGAGGGCUGAGAAACUGGUGGGGGCCACAUCAUACAGCCUGCUGUGGGAUAACUGUGAGCACUUUGUCACUUACUGCAGAUAUGGCUGUCCCGUGAGCUUCCAGACCGACAAGUUUUGUGAGACCGUAAAGAGGAUUAUUAGAGAUCAGAGGAGUGUGAUUGCUUCUGCCACUUCAGGACUGGUGCUAAUUCUCUGCCUAGGACUGGAUCCUUCCAUUACUCUCCCCAGCCUUCUAAUAACCUUCACACUGUGGAUGGCAAGCUAGAACAAAACGGAACUUGUACUCUGUAUAUAGAACAUCUUGUACAGUAUGUUAUUUAUAAUAAAAUGUGAACGACAAUCAAGCUAAUAUUUACUCAGCUAUGCAGAUUGGUUGCACAAAUAAUAAUAAAAACAUGUACUGCAAAUAUAACUUCACAAAGAUUUUUGGAAAAACUGGUGUGAUUGUGAUUUGUGUUGAACCCACUGUUACACAGGUAAAUAAAUGUGUAGCUACCUCUACUGUAGGUUUGCUGCAUCUGAAUGAUUAAAUAUACCAAGACUUUUGACAUUCAUAUGGAUUGCAUAAACUCAGCUUCUUCAUUAAUGAUCAUUUUUGUUAACUCUCUUAAAGGACAAAGGAAACACAGCUGCCUUUAUACAGUCACAAUGUUAUUCCUGUGUGUGGUGUUGUGUACUUCUAGAAAAUAUGCACUUUUGUUAAAUACAUUUCUUUCUAAUUAGUUUAUAUUAUUGCUUAAUACCUCAGGGCCUGUUUCAGAGAUGCACGCUAAUGCCACCAUGCUGCAAAUGUGUUUGUAUUAACAGGUGGCUUUGCAGAUCCGACUACAUACAAACAUACAGCGCUGGUCGCAGAUCCUUCAUUAAUCAGCCUUCCGGUCACGCAGAAUGGGCGCGUGUACUGAGAUGCUGGAGCCAUGUUUAUUGCGUACAGGAUAGCAGAUGCAAGCUGUGAUAUACCGUCUGGUUUUUGCCACCACUCCCCCUUUCCUCCUCCAAAUGCUCCCUGACUGUCAAUCACUUUGUGUAUAAAAAGAUGCAGAGCACGACUACAGUACAUGUACCCGGAUGCAUACACAGUGCAAUUUAUGCACACAUUACCAAGUAUUUCUCAUCUGCCAAAACAUCAGCAUAACUACAAGUCUAAAUCAGGCCAUUAACCUCUUGCCUGGCACUGCCACGUGUGAUGCGAUUGGAGCCAGGAGUACGUUACCUGGUCAGGUCGCAUUACAUGCAACGCACUGCCUGCUGUGUCCCCUGUCAUGUACUGUAGAUGAGGAUAUGUGUUCUCCUCUGGUUUCCUUAGAUCCCCUGGAGUGAUGUGGUGGUCUCUGACCACCGACAUCACUUCCUGAGUCGCGCCUCAGAAUGCUGUGCGGCCAACAUUCUGGAGCGCAUGUCCCAGGAAUCACAGUGCAGGGAAGGUAACAUAGGGCCUAAUUCAGAGCUGAUCGUAAACGCUCUGCACAGGGCUAGUCCGCCCCGCAUGCUAGGCCCUACCCCCACCCCUUCCCCAGCAGAUGUGCAGCGGUGAUGCUUUUGCACCUGCCGAGUAGCUCCCUGCCUAUGCAGCCUAGUGACGUCACACAGCCGCCAUGGCCCACCCCGCAAACGGUCCGGACAUGCCUGCGUUAUCCAGACCGCGCCCUGGAAAAGCCACCGUAACGCCAUUGACACGCCCCGCGACUGCCUACUCAGCUUACCGGUGCCGGAAUCCCGACAGCCGGCAUACCAACAACUAUUUUCCCUCUUGGGGUGUCCACGACACCCCUGGAGGGAGAAUAAAUAGCGUGUAUAGCGAGCCUGCAAGGGGCUCUUUUGCGUUCGCCCCACUGCCGGUAUACCGCCGGCAUACCAUAGUAGACCCGUUUUUUCAGGGCUGUGCUUAAUGUGUCUUUAAAGUGUUAUACAGUAUGUUAUAUUUAUUUAUCAGCCAUUGGAAUGCUGAAGUGAACUCCAUGCAUGUAUGUACUGUAUGUCUCCUAGUCUUCUACAAUUUUAUUACAUUGUAAGGUCCUUAAGAACUUAAUUAAUAAAUACCGCAGUGUGGCAUUAUUCAGAUCAUACUUCAAAAUGUAGUAAGUCUUUUUGUUUUAUUUCUCCAUGAAU
This is a messenger RNA of Pseudophryne corroboree (corroboree frog), 2586 nucleotides long. Its product is annotated as lecithin retinol acyltransferase-like. NCBI's taxonomy places the organism in Eukaryota, Metazoa, Chordata, Amphibia, Anura, Myobatrachidae. The record is from RefSeq and is a predicted model, not a curated record. Gene Ontology annotation, biological process: vitamin A metabolic process; retinol metabolic process. The coding region runs from base 56 to 742 and encodes 228 amino acids. Gene Ontology annotation, molecular function: phosphatidylcholine-retinol O-acyltransferase activity. Gene Ontology annotation, cellular component: rough endoplasmic reticulum. The transcript has 2 exons.